AUGGCAAUUGUUUUGAGAUUUGUUGAUAAAGAUGGUUUUAUACAAGAACAUUUCUUUGAUAUAGUUCAUGUUAAAUAUACACCGGCAUUGACUCUAAAUAAUGGAAUAUCUGAUGUUCUCUCUCGUCAUUGCCUUGAUAUUCAAAAUAUUCGUGAACAAGGAUAUGAUGUGCUUCAUGUAAAUGUCGUGAUCAACUACAAGUUGUUCAUGCAACACAAAUUGCACAUUUGGAAGCUAUUGUGCUUGAAGAUGUUGGAAGAGAAUGAGGAAAUCGUGGGCAUUACUGAUGUUCUUUGUCAAGUUUUGCAGCAAAAAUCUCAAGACAUUUUGAAUGCUAUUAAUUCAGUUUCUAUUGCAAAAAAACUUAUCCAAAAGUUGAGAGAUGAUGGUUGUGAUGAUUUGCUUGAGAACAUUGUCUCUUUCUCCAAGAAAGCUAAAAUUGACAUUCCGGAUUUGAGUGCUUGUUAUAUUGAAGGUCAAGGUCGUAGUCAAAAGAAUCACAUUACAUUGGAGCAUCAUUAUCAUUUUGACAUAUUCAAUACUAUUAUCGACUUUCAAUUGCAAGAGCUUGAUAAUAGGUUUAGUGAAAAGGCGUUGGAACUUUUGAUACUUAGCUCUGCUUUGAAUCCAAAAUAUGCUUAUAAAUCCUUUAAAAUUGACGAUAUAUGUAUCCUUGCGGAGAAGUAUCAUCCUCUUGAUUUUUCUGAGCAGGACAAAAUUAAUUUGAGAUAUCAGUUGAGGUAUUUUGAACUUGAUGUGCUUACUGACCCGACAUUACAAAAUUUGUCUUUCAUUGCAGAAUUAUGCCAAGGGUUGGCAAAGGCGAAAAAAUCAAAGACAUGA
Corylus avellana is the source of this 843-nucleotide messenger RNA. The record is from RefSeq and is a predicted model, not a curated record. Lineage: Eukaryota; Viridiplantae; Streptophyta; Magnoliopsida; Fagales; Betulaceae.